Messenger RNA from Biomphalaria glabrata, 9622 nucleotides. Its product is annotated as BTB/POZ domain-containing protein KCTD12-like. Gene Ontology annotation, biological process: protein homooligomerization. Lineage: Eukaryota; Metazoa; Mollusca; Gastropoda; Planorbidae. The coding region runs from base 1205 to 2119 and encodes 304 amino acids. The transcript is spliced from 4 exons. The record is from RefSeq and is a predicted model, not a curated record. Gene Ontology annotation, molecular function: protein binding.
CCCUCUCGACACUAGAUUCUAUAGUCGCCCGCCUGCAUCGCUACUCACUCUGGCCCGGAAAUGAUCAAAGAGGACCGCGGUGUUCCCCCUCUGUGAGAGACCCAUUCUGCAAUGAUUGCGGCGUGGGACGCAGGAGGAGUAUAGACGCCUCGUCUCACACGGGACUCGGAAGAAAGACAAUUCUUUUAAUUUUUUUUUCUUAUUAUCGGACCAGUAGCUAUGUGAGAGACAGAGAGCGAGAGAGAGAGAGAGGGAGACGCUCAAUUAACAAGUGUUGCUUCCCGACGCCAAUGCUUCAAGCCAAUCAAAUCCGUCAUCAUUCUCUCUAGUUAUCUCCACUUUGUGGCCGGAGUUAUCCCAUCCUGCUUCUUCUGAAGGCGAGAUUUAAUUACAUAACAUUUUGGGAGCAUAAUAAAGUCUUCCAGAUAGAGACCGAAAGAAAUACUCACAGACUGAAAUAAAAUGGACAUUGCUUGAUUGGCGCCUCGUUUCAUCUCAUCGAGAUCUACAUCUACCUACUUUUUAGUAGCAACUUCCGUUUUAACUGGCAAGUUAUGUGAAUUUUUGUUAAUUUUUCAACUUUUUAUUUAAGAAAAAAACAUUUCUAUACAGCUUCAUAAAUCAAGAUCUAUAAGUCUGUAACAUUGAAUCUGAACACUUGUGAUAUUAAGUACCAAUCAGUUGUAGCGGUGCUACAGGUGUGGAAGAAAUCUUGGCACGUGGACUAGAUCUAUGCCUAGUAGACUAAAUUGUUGGUGUCAAUUGGUUGGAAGAUUCCUUAACUAAACUUAAGAAGUGUGAUGCUAUCCCAAGACUGCAUCUGGCAAGAGUGAUGUCCCACUCUUCAUUGCAACACAGUAAUAACUUCGAUUUAAAGACGUCUGCUAAUUAGAACAGUUUCCAGAAGUUCACGCCAAAGAACAUUUACGACAUUGUACUGAUUAGAAAAGUUCCCUACAUUUGCUUGACUACAAACAGUUGCCAGAAACAUUACGCACGAAACAAAAAGUCCGGGAAAUUGUCUAUUGGUCUAGCUAACAACGUGUUGCUAGAUGAAAUAGAUUUGUAUUCUGUUGAACUCUAUUGAUCAGUGUCUUGUGACUAACGGAUUGUAAUUUCCCUGGACUAACUUUUAAAGGGAUCUUCUAAAAAAAAACUCGUGACCAGCGGUCGAGGAUCUUUUUAAGGUGCUGUUUCCCGUGAGAUGUCAGAUAAAGUGUCUGCUACAGCUAUGAUGAACGACAGCCCCAGUAUUGUGGAACUGAACGUAGGAGGAGUCUAUUACAGCACCAGCUUGGAGACCCUGCGCAACGAGCCAGAUAGUCACCUGGCCAAAUUGUUCUCUGACGCCAACAGACACAAAGCCAUUAGAGAUGCAAAGGGAAAGUAUUUCUUAGACAGAGAUGGGGUAUUGUUCAGGUAUAUCCUUGAUUACCUACGAAAUCUCAAACUUGUGCUCCCUGAGAACUUCCAUGAAAAAGAUCGAUUGCGCCAGGAGGCCGAAUUUUUCCAGCUUCCGAAUUUAGUCAAAAUCAUCAACGCUUACACGUCACGUCAUCUGCACCCACCGCUUCCCACUUUGGUGGCCUCGAAGGACCCGCAGACUGGAGCUUCCACACACCUGUCUCCAGUUCAGCCAGCUUCCACCUCGAAGCCCCCUGCUUCACCCCCCGCGGACUCUGUGUCGCCCACGGCAGAACCCAUGGUCAACAACAUCAAUUCCUCCCCGUCCCCCAUCAGCGAGCGAGCCAGCGGGUUCAUCACCGUGGGGUACCGGGGAACCUUCGCUUUCGGACGAGACGGUCUAGCAGACGUGAAGUUCCGGAAGCUGAGCCGCAUUAUCGUCUGCGGGAAAGUCUCGCUCUGCCGGGAAGUUUUCAAGGACACGCUGAACGAGAGCCGUGACCCUGAUCGCGGGGAGUUUGACCGCUACACUAGUAGAUUUUUUCUGAAGCAUUCAUUUCUGGAACAGGCCUUCGACAUGCUUCAGGAGGAAGGCUUUAUUAUGGUUGGCAGUUGUGGCUCUGGAACCAAUAGCGCAGGAGAAGUCAAGCCAGGACUAGACACAGAAGAGUCAAAGUGGCAACACUACAAUGAGUUUAUAUUUGAACGCCGUUGAGACGUGACAUUAAAACAGGAACUCAAUGAAGCCUUAUUUAACUUUCUUCGACACUCUGGUGCGCCUCGACACUUCUAUCUGGUGCCAACGUUUGUCAGAAGAUCUACAAAAAUUAAUAAUACUGAUUACAGACUACGCCCAUGAUCUAAAGGAUAAGUGUAUGAACAGGAUAAGAUUAUGAGCUGGAUAAGUAUAUUAGCUACGACUCGACUGCGCUGACAUCAAAGAGUUGUAACUUUUUAAACAGUAACCAAACGUUAAUUUCAUAUCUUUGUGAACACUUUGUCAGUUCAUCGUACAGUUUUAGUUUUGAAAUGCUGUUCUGUUGUACCGAAUUUGUUCUGUUACGGCAUCGUCGAGUCCAAUCAUUUAGACACCAAGUAUCAUUUGAAAUCUGGCAGACAAAUGUAUUUUGUGACAGCUGAAUGUUUUGAAAUCAGUUCACACUGCCUUUCGUAUUUUAUUGGAAACAUUUAUUGGAUGUGGUUUUGUUAGAGAAUGUUCUUCUACCAUGAUAGAUCAUCUCACUGAUUGAAAUACAUGUAUUUAGGGUAUCAAUCUUAUAACUAUGGUUCAUGUGUGUUUGAGCGGUCAACGUGCGGCACUUGCUGUGUUUACUCCAGGAUGACUGAUGCUCUUUUCUCUUUCUCAUGAUCGUUCACGCCCACAGGGCCCUGACAGCGAUACAGAACAAAACACGUCAAACUAUUUCUUGAAAUUCACUUUUGAAUAGAAUGUUGACCCACACCAAGCAAACUUGCUUAAAGCUUUAUUUAUAAUUUGUAUAGAAAGUAUAUAAGUUUGAAGUUGUAUGUUUUAUGCAGAGUUGAGUUUACUAUAGCUACUUUUUAAAAAAACUUUUGAUCUUAAGUCUUUGUAACUAUUUGUGUUGUACUUUGAUUUAGUUUAAAACCUAUUCGAACCCAACAGUACUUUUGAACAUGGAUUGUGCUCUAAUAUUAGGCCCAUCGCCUGUGAUAUAUUGUUUUCUUGCUUUCCUUUGAAUGUCUAACUCAUGAGAAUAAUUUUGUCGUCUUUUUGUAAAUCGUUCACCAUUUACCUUUCUGAACCGUUACUCUUGUAUCAAAUAAUUACACAACUUAUAAACUAGAGACACACAUGAUAAUUACAUAAAUGUUUCUUCACUGUCCAGCACUGACGGUAUUGCAAUUUGAAGUCCCUACGAAUGUCUGCUUAUAAACCAGCCAAUCAGACACCAUUGCAAUUAUUCUUAAUUUAGGUAGCUGGUGGCGGUUUUCUUUUUCUUGGAUUAUUUUUGUUUAUUGUACUGAAAAAAAAAUUGAUUACUCCUCAUUAGCUUUAGGGAAUGAACAAUUAAAUAUCCGUCCGAAGUCUCGGGAAGAGUUUAUUAUUUUAUGAUGCUAGGGAUAAAAUAACGCGACUGUUAAAUCAAAGACUAGUCAUAAGUCAGAGACUAAUGAUGUACAAUCCAUCUGUUCGGCUUUACUAAAAUAGGUUUAGAUAGUGUCCGGAAGGCACAAGAUUAUGAGAGACAGUUAUGUCCUUCUUCUAGGCGUAACGUCUGUGUCUGAUGUUUGCUAUUUAGUUUCCACAUCCAUUGAAUGUUAGAUCUUCCUUUUAUCCGUACAGCUAUACCAUUUGGCGGAGCUGAAAUACAGAAGUCCUGAUAGUUUAUCACUAUUUCAAUUGUCUGACUAAAGUGUACAAAUUGCAAUUAAUUUGUUCGUUGUAUCAUAUACGAUUUCCAUUACUGUCAUGUAGUAUACCUACUUUCAUUCAUUUUUGUUUUUCUUAUCUUAUUGAGGAAACUAUACAUUGACAGUUGACAUUACUUGCAAUGUAAGUGUACCACUAGCUGGGGUGUUUGUUUUUGAGCAGUCCAUAUAAUGUCAACAUGACACUUACAAAGAAACGAUUUCAUGUCUGAUUUUGUCCUAGCGUGCAGAUGUGCAGCCCUUGUAUGAUAGAUAUGUAUUUUGUCCUAGCGUGCAGAUGUGCAGCCCUUGUAUGAUAGAUAUGUAUUUUGUCCUAGCGUGCAGAUGUGCAGCCCUUGAAUGAUAGAUAUGUAUUUUGUCCUAGCGUGCAGAUGUGCAGCCCUUGUAUGAUAGAUAUGUAUUUUGUCCUAGCGUGCAGAUGUGCAGCCCUUGUAUGAUAGAUAUGUAUUUUGUCCUAGCGUGCAGAUGUGCAGCCCUUGAAUGAUAGAUAUGUAUUUUGUCCUAGCGUGCAGAUGUGCAGCCCUUGAAUGAUAGAUAUGUAUUUUGUCCUAGCGUGCAGAUGUGCAGCCCUUGUAUGAUAGAUAUGUAUUUUGUCCUAGCGUGCAGAUGUGCAGCCCUUGUAUGAUAGAUAUGUAUUUUGUCCUAGCGUGCAGAUGUGCAGCCCUUGAAUGAUAGAUAUGUAUUUUGUCCUAGCGUGCAGAUGUGCAGCCCUUGUAUGAUAGAGAUGUAUUUUGUCCUAGCGUGCAGAUGUGCAGCCCUUGUAUGAUAGAUAUGUAUUUUGUCCUAGCGUGCAGAUGUGCAGCCCUUGUAUGAUAGAUAUGUAUUUUGUCCUAGCGUGCAGAUGUGCAGCCCUUGAAUGAUAUAUAUGUAUUUUGUCCUAGCGUGCAGUUGUGCAGCCCUUGAAUGAUAGAUAUGUAUUUUGUCCUAGCGUGCAGAUGUGCAGCCCUUGAAUGAUAGAUGUGUAUUUGUUUUUAUAGAGAGUGAUUACGUGUAAGCUAUUUCUUUUAUUUGGCAUGCGUGGUCGAGAGGCUAAGAACGUUUGUACUUGGCUUGGUUUGGCGACCUAUGAAGGGGGCUCGAGGUUCGACACCCGACUCGAGCAGAGAUGUUUACUGAGCGCCUAAAGGCAGCACGGAAUAACCUUCUCCCAGAUACCCCCUCCCCCGACUGGUCCACAAAUGAGAUUGGACCAUAGCGCUCUGAGCAUGCUAUAAGCAUGAAAGUAGCGCUAUAUAAAAGCUUUAAUUUAAUCUAUAUUUAAAUGUCCAAUGUAAAAAUGUCCAUUCAAUUAAUACAAAAUGUUCCUGAAUGUAUGCACUACAAUACUCUAAACACAUUAGGUCUAGACUAUUUUAGACCCUCUUUAGGACACGCGAGCAAGCCAACGAGAUGCUUGUGAAAAACUGGGGACAAAAAAUGAAAUCACUUAAGAAGCGAAGGCAACUUUAGAAGGAUAGAUAGUUAGGGCCAGAUCAGCUAACAAAUCGUAGUCCCAAAUAAGAACAAAUUCAUUUAGCAACCUUUUAUGAAUUCGUAUCAAUCAGAUAGCCCUGAAGCAUACAUUAAUAAAAUAAAUGGGGAAAAAAUCAGUAAAAAUUGGAUAUAAGCAAUAGAAAAAAAUUGAAAAGAAGGUCUGAUAACUCAGCUGACACUUUACUUAAGACAGUCUACUUAAUCUCCAGGAGUGUGAGUGGUGGAUAAAGCUGUGCUGAACUACCAAGAUGUCAAAUGUAACUAAACAUAUAAACUUGCUUUAAUACCAAUAACUAGCGUACAUCGUCUGAAGUAAAAUCAUACAAUCUUAUAUUUAAGAUUUAGAGAUUUAUUUAGGUCAAGAUGAUCGGCAAAAUGAGGCAAUGAUCUCCCCUCGCCACCCACACACACACACACAUCGUUCUAUUUUUCUUUUAAUAGAUUAAAUUCCUGAGAAGGCUCUAACAUAGAGUGGAGUCUAUCAUGUCUCCAGAUUAUUGGACCAGCGGAUUAUUCGGGCUGAAUUUUAAAAUGCUGAAAUAGUCUUGUAGCACAUGUUCUUGAGCGAUGGAUCAGAGUGUAGUUCCAUCAACCGAUUUGAGGUUCAAAAAAAACAAUUAUCUUCCAAUUUUAUUUCCUAAGGAUUUUUUAUUAUUUUGUCGUUUGAAAAUCCCUUUCAUGUCCAUAGCGAUUUGACACAACUUGUAGUACAUCAUCAGCCCUAUAGAUCGCAAGGUUUUACUAACUACAAAGCUAGGUAGUCGAAGAUGCACGAAUGUCUUGAGUUCGAAUCCCCAGUGAAGUUUCCGCGAGUCAUUUAAUGACGUUAGUCCAUGGGUCAUUGUGUUGCGUAACACCCUAGGUAACUUUUAGUCAGAGAUUGCUCUAAGAUUAUAUAAAAGUAAAGUUCCUCGUUCAUCCCUUGUGAUCUAUAGGGCAGAUGAUGCAAUGGUUAUCUGUUUCUGUGGCCUAUAGUUAACGAUGGUGUCAUGUGGCCAGCACAACGACCAACCGCCUUUACUUUUCACCAACUAACGUCAGGUACCCAUUAGAGCUUGGUGGACUCAGAGGCGCCCAAAGAUCCAGAAAUUAAAAAAUCCAAGUCUUCACCAAGAUUUGAACCCAGGACCACCGGUUAUGAAGCCAAGCGCUUUACCACUCAGCCACCACUCCACCCAGAAAAAUGACAUAAUGAUAAAAAUGUAUACCCUCACAAAUGUAUGCCCUCACAAAUGUAUGCCCUCACAAAUGUAUGCCCUCACAAAUACCGUAGAUAGAUUUUAUGAAUACGAUUGGACACAUUUGAUAAUACCUUACAAUAUGUCAACUUAUAUUAUUGAAUGUCAAGAAUUUUGGCACAUUUAGAACCAUUUUUUGUUUGCUGGCAUGCUAUCCAUCGUAUGAGAGAACUCUCGCUGAUUUAUUUGGGGAAGUUUUCAUGACUUCAUUUCUAUUCUCUCUAGACUUAAAGUGUUCACUAUUACCUUGCUGCUAAUGAUAUAAAUGUUAGAAGGCAUAAUUUUCAACCAAUUUGAAUGUGUGUGUGUGUGUUUCAAUUUUGCAACAUCACUUUAUAACUUGUAACCAAUACAACUUCAAGCAUAACAACAAUGCAAUAGUAAUGUUUAAAAUAAAUCUGAGAAAAUAACAUGUCCAUCCGCCAUCCACAAAUCUGAGUGUUAACAUUUCUGUAGCUUGAAAACUAAAAUAAAACUAAUUCGUAAAAGUCAUGCAUGCUAAACUAAUUAGAUUUCCAGUAAAAACAAGUUCUUUUCAACCGCCUUUCAGGUCUUCAAACUAUGGAAUAUUGUAAACUGUUACUUUUUUAAUAGAAUUUUAAUGAUUUUAGAUAAUUAAAAAAAAAGAGACCUAGCUUCGUGUAUGUGAAGUUCAUUUUGUUAUUGAAUCGAAUCUAUUUCUCUUUUUCAAAUUGAAUCAUAAAUAUUUAGUAUCAUUAAAUGGUUAAUAACAUGUCUACGAAACGUGCCAAGCUUACUUGAAUGUCAAUUGAACUGUAUAAUAAUAACAUGUAGGAUUUGUGGUUUCAAAGUUCACUGUGACACCAGAGCGUGUUGUGUUUUUAUUUUAUUUGCUUUCAUAAUGAAAUGUUUGCACAAGUUUGUCUGAUUCUAUUUACUUAAAUCAAUGUCUAGCGUACACUGGUCGUGUAGUGUAUGGACAAGAUAUCUGCUGCAUUAUUGUUUUUAUAUUAACACGAGAUCAAAGAUGUUCCGCAAAAGAUGCUGUUUUUACAUUUGUAUAUUUUGUGUUUUUUUACAGUUAGUUUUACCUUUUCCUUUAUCCUUAUUAAAAAAAAAAUAAAUGUUUAGAAUUUUUCUUUUUCAGUUUAAAUAAGUCUCAGAAAAAUAUUGGCAUUGUCUUAAUUUUUUCAAUGGCAUUUUACAAAAUGUAAAUUUUUUAUUCUUCUUUUGUUCGAUUGGAAAGGUAGCCGUAACGACAAUAAAUCUUGCAUCAUUUAUGAAAACAUUUACCGGAUCAACAUGUAACACUUUGAGAAAUACCACAGAAUACUCGGAUACAUGUACACUAAAGUUUGUGUAACAUUAAAAUCUGAAACCCCUAACUUUAUGAGAAUCUUUGAAAAGCUUUGUCAAUCAAAUUUACUUCAUAGUAGAGUCAAGACAUAUCAUAGCUGACCCAACGCUAAUUUGUAGAGGUAAAUACAUAAGGCUUCUUCUUCUCGGAAGACAAUGGAUGCGCUCAGAUGAGUCACUGGCUUUGGUUUCGUCUUGAGACGGGGCAGAAUCUGGAGAAAGUGAUCAAGCCAAUUCUGGAGCGGCAGAGUUUGCCACAGUUCGUGCAUGUAUAUUCAUCUGUCCUAGGGUAGCUGACAGUACAGGUACAUGCUACCAUUGUAAACUAGUCAACUAAAUUUGGUUUGUUAAACGUCUUAUGUGGCAGCCAAAGUUUCAAGUGACUGAGAGUUUACAAAGAUCUCAAACAUAAGAGUGGAGACAGUCACGUUUUGUUCUAGGACAAUCUUAAAGUCUUUUACUUGUACAGUGAGCAGAAAGGUAUCAGACAGACAAUCUUAAGUCUUACUUAUGCAGUGAGCAGAAAGGUAUCAGACAUUAAAAUCUGUAUGUGUGGUUAUGUAGUCACCUCUAGACUUCAACAGUCUUGUUGUAAUUGAGAAAACAAAAUAUAGAGCUAAAACUGAGACUGAAAAGUAACAAGGAAUGGACCUCAUUCACCAAUCGUAAACAAACAACAUUUUGCCACUUGGUUCUCUAUAUCUUCUAUACAAAUUACGCAAUCCGUAAAGGCUGACACGUGAUACGUAAUUUUCAUUGUUUUAUCAAUAUUACCACGUGGCUAAAUGUUGUUUGUUUACCAAAGGUGAAUGAGGUCCAUAUUUCAUUCCGUAGGGUGUCUAGAAAAAGUUAAUUGCAUUGAAUGAGAAAACAAAUGUUGAUACAAACUCGGGGUUUUAGUUUUUUAUUAUUUGUAAAUGGACUCUCUACACCAAACUCUUGUUAACUAGCAUGGCGGAGAUAAGUAGCAAGCUUAUUGGUGUAUCCGGUGAAGGGAAGUGUUAACAAGUUUUGUGUUUUUAUAAGGUAUAGAAAAAAAAAAGUUGAUCAAAAUGUUCUGAACUCUUCCGUUUUUAUCACAAAAUAAUUUCAAUAUGAGGGAAAUAGUAGACUUUUAUUCUGUGGGAUUAAACUUAAAUUAAAACUAACAAUUUUCAGUAAUAAUGAAGAUUCGAUACAUACGAUCAACUGCACAGCAUAGUAAAUACUCAAAUAUUAUUUAAAUUCUUUUUAUAAAUUUGAUUGUUCUGGGGUAGAGGAUCCUUAUAUCAUUUUUCUGUCACUGGUGGUUUCAAUAGUUAGGUAGUAUGUCUUUGAUAUUAAAUAGUAUUUCUAUUACUGUUAUUAUAUUUUUAGGUUAAUCACUUUUCAAUUGUUUAUGAUUUAAUACUUGUGAAUUAUGAGAACUUACUAAUAAAAAAACUAUAUUAAAAAAAAGCCCACAAAAGAGGCAAAAGGGCCCAUAAAAGAGGCAUAUAAAGCCCAAAAACUUUAACUCUAGAAUAUUUUUGGCUCUGCUUUGGUUUCUGCUAAUAUUUAAUAAUGAAAGUGUUAAGGGACUAAACAUUGGGGGAGGGGAGGGCUGUGGUUGUUUUACUGUAAUAGCUUCAUUAGUUUUGUGUUCACGUUAUUUGUCUGUCCCAAUUCGUUUAUAAAAGUUUGAACAAUUUCAUUUUUUUUUUGUUCAAUACUUUAAUAAAGGCGUCUGACUUAUGGAGGAUUGUGACAUUGGAAUCAAUUAUUUUGCAAUAAACCCAUGUGUAAAUAACACAAAUAAA